GCAGACUGAAAAGAUAGUUUUAAAAGGAAGUUCAUAAGAAAAUAAGGCUACUUGCUAAGUUGCUAAAGAGAGACACACACAGACAAGAUAGACUCAGAAUUCAAAAUUCACAAGGAGAAGGGGAAGAAACAGAACAGAACCAACCAUCCCUACUCUCUCUCUCCUCUUCCCUUGGAACAAUUUCUAUCUCCAUGCGUUAUUGAACGCAGUGAAGCAAAAGCAAAAGCACAACAACAACAAUGAAGCUUCUUCUUCUUCUUCUUGUUCAAGUUUUGCUUUUGCUGCUUGUACAGCCAACUCCCAUUUGUGUUGGCGCCACACCGACUGGCCCUUUUCUUUCCUCCAUAUCCGCUCCUCCCUCCUCGCACAUUUCUCCAAUUGCUUCAUCAAUGGCUACUUUCACUCCAGGAAUUGAAGAAGGAAGUGAAAGGCAUCAAAUUGGUUCACAUAGGACAAUGCUAAUUGCACUCAUUGUUACCUGCACUGCACUUGGUGUAGUUCUUUUAUCACUGUUGUGCUUGUGGAUUUACCACAAAAAAUUUCCACACAAAUCCCCUAAGAAAAGUUCUCAGAGCAACUCAGAUGCCGAGAAGGGGCUUGCAUUGGGUCCAUUUGUGGGUAAAUUCAAUUCCACAAGGAUGGUUUCUAAGAAAGGAUCUGUUCCAGUAAUUGAAUAUAAGGGACUGGAAAAAGGCACCAACGAUUUUCAUGAAAGUAAUAUUAUUGGUGAGGGUGGAUUCGGAUGCGUUUAUAAAGCUUGGUUGGAUAAUAAUUUGCUUGUUGCAGUCAAGAAACUAGACUGUGCAAGUCAGGAUGCUGAGAGAGAAUAUGAGAAUGAGGUGGAGUUGUUGCAUAAAAUUCAGCAUCCAAAUAUAAUUACCUUUUUGGGUUGUAGUAUUAAUGGUGACUCAAGGUUCAUCGUUUACGAACUGAUGCAUAAUGGAUCUGUGGAAAGUCAAUUGCAUGGACACUCUCAUGGUUCCGUAUUAACAUGGCCUAUGCGAAUGAAAAUCGCUCUGGAUGCAGCAAGAGGGCUAGAAUAUCUACACGAGUAUUGCAACCCUCCAGUGAUCCAUAGAGAGCUGAAAACAUCUAAUAUUCUUUUAGAUGCCAACUUCAAUGCCAAGCUUUCAGAUUUUGGUCUUGCCGUGGCUGACAGGGCCAAAAACAGUAAGAAUGUCAAGCUCUCUGGGACCUUGGGUUAUGUUGCUCCAGAGUAUCUUUUAGAUGGUAAAUUGACGGAUAAGAGUGAUGUCUAUGCUUUUGGAGUUGUGCUUCUGGAGCUUCUACUAGGAAGAAGGCCUGUUGAAAAACUGGCACCAACUCAGUGCCAAUCUAUAGUCACAUGGGCCAUGCCUCAGCUCACUGACAGAUCAAAGCUUCCAAACAUUGUGGAUCCUGUGAUCAAAGAUUCCAUGGAUUUGAAGCACUUAUACCAGGUUGCUGCUGUCGCUGUGUUAUGUGUGCAACCGGAACCAAGUUACCGCCCUCUGAUAACAGAUGUUUUACAUUCUCUUGUCCCUCUUGUACCGGUGGAGCUUGGAGGGACACUAAGAGUUACCCAACCUGGACCUCCAGGAAGCGCCCCAGUUUCUCCUGGUCAUUGAUGCACAAGAAAUGCUUCAUGAUGCUUCUGCAACAUUUCGGUUCCCACUGCUCUAAUCACUGCUCCAAAUGGCACAUUGAUUUGCAUUUGCUCACAAAUGUUUUGCUGGGAAGUUAAUGCCUUAGGUUAUUGCGGUGGAUAAUUUUUCACAUCUGUAAAUUGAAUGAAUUUGGUUUAAGAUACUUGUGUAUAUGAGGCGUAUUCGUCCAAGACACUAGCUAAUUUCAUUUUUGACCCUUUUGUUUUCAGUGUAAAAAUCAGCUAAUUUUCUGAUGAAGUAAAAUUGUUAAGGAAAGCAUCAAUUAUUACCA
Malus domestica (apple) is the source of this 1917-nucleotide messenger RNA. Its product is annotated as probable receptor-like protein kinase At1g80640. Lineage: Eukaryota; Viridiplantae; Streptophyta; Magnoliopsida; Rosales; Rosaceae. Gene Ontology annotation, biological process: protein phosphorylation. The record is from RefSeq and is a predicted model, not a curated record. Gene Ontology annotation, molecular function: protein kinase activity; ATP binding.